Phialemonium atrogriseum is the source of this 1045-nucleotide messenger RNA. RefSeq names its product CGI-121-domain-containing protein. Gene Ontology annotation, biological process: tRNA threonylcarbamoyladenosine modification. Bases 267 to 887 code for a protein of 206 amino acids. Gene Ontology annotation, cellular component: cytosol; nucleus; EKC/KEOPS complex. NCBI's taxonomy places the organism in Eukaryota, Fungi, Ascomycota, Sordariomycetes, Cephalothecales, Cephalothecaceae. The transcript has 3 exons. The record is from RefSeq and is a predicted model, not a curated record.
UAUCCUGCGGAGUAGGCAGGUGGAAUGCAGCUUCACUAAUCCGUACCAAUAACCACACAAUGCAGCAUGCCCAACGGUCUCCAAGGGGGGUGCUGCGGGACGGCCCCACAUUCCAAUCUUCAAUCAAUCACCCCGCCACGAAACCGGACAGACACUGGAGCUACCCCUCGUUGCAGCAUCGCAGAAAAAACGGAAGCAAAAUCGAUUUUGCUUCCUGACUCACUCUCAGCCUUCCCCCUCCCAGCAGGCAAAGGAAACGAGACACAAUGGCCAUCGAGACCAUCCACCUCGAGCACGUGCCCGCGACGCACACGGUUUACGCCGCCUUCUUCAGGGAUGUGACCAAUGCCGACUUCCUGCAGUCGCAGCUGCUCGCGCGAAACAGCGAUUUCGAGUACGCCUUCAUCGACGCAUCCUCCAUCAUCUCCCGCUCCCACGUCCUCGCCGCCACCUACAAGGCCCUAACCGUCCUCCUCGACGGCACCCUCAAGACCCCAAACGUCCACUCCGAAAUCGUCUGCUCGCUGAGCGCCUCAAACAACAUCGCCGAAGCCUACCGCCGCUACGGCAUAACCCCCACAACCCGCAACCUCAUCGCCAUAAAAGUGUGCUCCUCCUCCUCCUCCUCAUCGCCCGCCCCCGGGGACGCCUCCACAGUCGCCGCCCACCUAUCCACGCACGUAGCCGGCCGCCCGGUCCCGCUUUCCGACGCCGAGAUCCGCCCCUGCACCGACUGGGCGCGCGUGCGCAAGUACUACCGCCUGAACGGGGCGCCGGCGCUGGAGGGUCGGCCCGGUGGGGGCAACGAUAACGACGAAGACGACGACAGGCGGGUGCGGGAGGCGGAGGCGCUUGUCUUGGGGGCGAUGGCAUUGAGGGGGUUGUGAUGUCUAGUUUCUCAGGGGGGAGGGAGGGAGUUUAAUGUGGCGUUUUGGCAUAUUGUUUGGCGUUUAUGAAGGGCAUGGAACCUGGAGAGGGGGCGAUUUACUUGGCAUAGAAUUAUUAUAGGGAAAUGCAGUUGCAGUUCUGGUGUCUCGUCAUGGUG